AACUACACGUGACAAUAGAACCGACAGCCUCGGGUACUCUCCCCAAUUCCAUUCCUGCUUUUGUUUCGGAAUCCUACGUCACAGCCUUGUUUUCCACGCUUCGGUAUUGCUCGGGGGUUUAGAUCCGCGCUCCCGCUGCACAGCCCCAGGAUUAAUCUAUUAGCAACGAUCAUCGGCAGUUGUAAACACUACGAACGCAUGAUCGGCGCUAUUACGGUUCCUGAAGAACACCAAAUACGAAGGUACUAUGAGCAAGAUACUGGCGACACAACGGCCUUGUAAGGUACGAUGUGGACGCUUUCGCUUAGAUGCAAGAUGUAACCACCAACACGGCAUAUGCAAGCCACCCUGCAGCGGGCGCAUUACGGCGGAACGUGAUGCUGGACUAUAUAAACACGUGCGAUAUGCACGACGGUAAUACAUAUACAGCUGAACAUUGCGGCUAAAGACUGCAGCCUUCCUACAAUCCUUUGUCUUUCGUCUCUCUUUCUACAUGUUAUUGAUGGCCAAGUGUAGCCUGGUGUCGUGGACACUUGCACUGUCUACAUCCAGCGUUCUCGCUCACCCUCUUUUCAAUGGCCGACUGGUGUCUCGAGCAGAUGAGCUCCUUGAAGAGUACGACUAUGUGAUUGUCGGAGGAGGUGCAUCUGGUUUGACCGUCGCGAAUCGUCUGUCUGAACAGCCCAGCACGACUGUUCUUGUCAUCGAAGCUGGCCAAUUCGACCAGAACGAAGAGUUCGUCACCAUCCCUGGUCUAGCAGGCGGAGCCGUCAGCACGAAGUAUGACUGGAACACGACUUAUGCUGCAAGUGAGUACCUGGGCGGCCGCAACAUUUCGAUCUCUCAGGGCAAGAUUGUUGGUGGCUCUACGAAGCUGAACCGCAUGGUGUUUGAUCGCGGCUCGAAGUCAGACUACGAUGGCUGGGAGACGCUCGGCAACGAACGAUGGGACUGGGAGAGCUUGCUGCCAUACUUCAAAAAGAAUGAGAUCUUCUCCCCGCCCGUAGACGAAAUUCGGGAGGAAUACAACAUCACGUGGGAUGAUGAUGCCCAUGGUUAUGACGGCUACAUGCACUCGACUUACUCUCCGUACAUUUGGCCUACGACAAAAAAUCUGGUCGAAGCAACCAGCAGCCUCAACAUCCCGAUUCCCAAGGACCAAGCUAACGGAAAUGCAAUUGGUGGUUACUUCACACCUCAUAACAUGGACCCUAUCGAUUACAGGCGCUCGUCUGCGGAUGAAGCUUACUACGACACUGCUGCAACGAGAGAGAACUUUCACCUCAUUGCUGAUCAUCAGGCGACUCGGAUCUUGACAUGCGCUAACAGCACGCUCAAGGCUACCGGUUUUGCUACUUCAUCGAACGCAACGAUCCAGUCUGUGAAGGCAAAGCGAGAAGUUGUCGUAGCCGCUGGAUCUCUGCAUACGCCCCAGCUGUUGCAAGUAUCCGGCAUUGGUGAUCCUGCGCUUCUCUCGAGCAUCGAUAUUCCCACGGUUGUGGAUUUGCCAGCAGUUGGUCAGAGUCUGCACGAUCAUGUCUAUGUGAUGGUGGCCAACUCCGUCAAUACCACCAUCACACUGGCUAGCGAACUGACUUCAAAUGCCACAUUCGCCGCCGAAGCCCGCGCACAAUACGACACUGAGAAACGUGGUCCUCUAACCUCUCCAUCGGGCGACUUCCUCCUCUUCCUCCCACUCUCAAUCUACACCAACACGAGCGCCUCCAUCCACGCCGCAGCCCUCGCAUCUAACGCCUCACUCUCCCUACCAUCUGACGCCCCAACCGAAGUCGCCGCUGGCUACGCAGCCUCCUACCACUCCCUCAAUUCCAAACUUUUAGCCAACGACUCCGCCUUCCUCGAAGUCAUCUGGGCAGACGGUGUUUUGUUCCUCGGCCUACAGCACCCGUACUCGCGCGGCAGCGUCAAAGCGCCCUCGAGCAGCAUAUUCGACGCGCCCAUCGCCGACGCCGGAUUCUUGCGCAAUCCACUUGACACGGUUCUGCUUCGUGAAGCUGUGCGCUUCGCCCGCCGCCUCGUUGCCCAACCUUCUAUUGCUGAGCUCAACCCCUUUGAAGUCGUGCCCGGUGCGAAUGUGACCAGUGAUGCCGAUAUCGAUCAGUACAUCAAGAACAGCGCGAGUACACUGUGGCAUCCUGCUGGAAGCUGUAAGAUCGGCAAGAGGGACGAGGGUGGUGUUGUGGAUGGGGAGUUGAAGGUGUAUGGAAUUGAGGGAUUGAGGGUUGUGGACGCGAGUGUGUUCCCGAUUCUGCCGGCGAGCCACAUAAUGACGACUGUGUAUGCUGUGGCGGAGAGAGCGGCAGAUAUCAUUAAGGGCGUUGGUGGGGCUAUUGAGAUGUCGUAAAGGCAUAGUCAAGUUUGAUAACCUCUUCGAUUGUGCAUGUCGAGCCCGCCUGAUGCAUUGGCUACGUCGCGAAAUCAUGCUUCUUGCUCUUCGGUAGCGAGACAGCCAGUUACACAUAACAGCCAUGCCAGUGUUCGAAGCCAGCUUAGAUUGUCGAUGGUUCUGAGGUGUUCCAGAGCCUGUGCAACAUGACUGCGGAGCUGAACGUUGUCUGUCUGCCAGCCGGACAGAACGGUGAGGUACACUUGGGCAGCGUGAGCACUGAGCGGCAUGCGCCUGAGCAAGCUGGGUGUCCAAGGGCGAUUGAAAAUCCGGAGAAGUGGCUGAGGGAGACGGGGGAAGCCGGAGGCUGGUAGGAGCAGGGCACAAAGGAAGAACCCGUUCCAGG
Molecule: messenger RNA, 2753 nt
Organism: Macroventuria anomochaeta
Lineage: Eukaryota; Fungi; Ascomycota; Dothideomycetes; Pleosporales; Didymellaceae
Product: GMC oxidoreductase
Exons: 7
Coding region: 494-2365 (623 amino acids)
Biological process (GO): secondary metabolite biosynthetic process
Molecular function (GO): oxidoreductase activity, acting on CH-OH group of donors; flavin adenine dinucleotide binding
Source: RefSeq, a predicted model, not a curated record